This is a messenger RNA of Ziziphus jujuba (common jujube), 998 nucleotides long. RefSeq lists its product as uncharacterized. The record is from RefSeq and is a predicted model, not a curated record. Gene Ontology annotation, molecular function: 3'-5'-RNA exonuclease activity. The coding region runs from base 106 to 957 and encodes 283 amino acids. NCBI's taxonomy places the organism in Eukaryota, Viridiplantae, Streptophyta, Magnoliopsida, Rosales, Rhamnaceae. Gene Ontology annotation, biological process: U6 snRNA 3'-end processing. Gene Ontology annotation, cellular component: nucleus. The transcript is spliced from 6 exons.
AAUAGGACCGUGUUUGGUGCUACUGUAAUUCAACCUGUCAUCCAAAAACGGCAUUGUAAGAUUUGGAGUGACACUCGGAUACUCUGAAAACUCUCAGAGAGAGGAAUGGAGGCUCUGAUAGCCUCUUACGGCGAAACAUCCUCCGACUCGGACUCCGAGUCUCCACUUCCUCCACCUCCAGCUUCCACCAGCUCCGAGGUGUUCUGCCCUCUGCCUCCACCUCCUCUUUCGCUUCUCAAUCCCGCAAAUUCUAUCGGAGCUCUGGAUUACUUUGAUGGCGGUCAGUCCAGCAGACUUAGGACAUUCCCUCAUGUUGAAGGGAACUAUGCUUUGCAUGUCUACAUCCCAGUCUCUAUACCAUCUGCGCCAAAGAAGGAGUUGGCCCUUUUCUUGAAGAAAGUUGCUCGUGUUGUGCCUGGUCUUUAUGCGGUUGACGUUGAUGUCCCACUUGAUGCUCUUUGCAAAGAUGAUGAUAAGCUCGAACAAGUUGCCUUGGAAAGGGAAUUGCACAUUAGUUUGGGACGAACUGUCCCAAUCCGGUUGCACCAGAUUGACACGGUAGUGACCAUGCUUCGGCAGAAGCUUCAGCUUCAGAGGCGGUAUUGGAUUGAUUUUAGUAAGUGGGAGAUUUUUGUUAAUGAUGAUUGCACUCGUACUUUUCUAUCAAUGGAAGUUGUUGCUGCCGGUUUGGUUGAGAUAAGGAAGCAGAUUCAAGCUGUCAAUGAGGUUUAUAAACUUCACAAUCUUCCUGAAUUUUAUAAGGAUCCACGUCCUCAUAUAUCGUUGGCUUGGGCAUCGGGUGACAUCAGUAAUACCUUGAAGAAUGCAAUUCAAGAGGAAAGAAGACUUUCAGUUGGAGGGUCGAUACAGAAAUGUUUCUUUAGCUGUAAAUUCAAUGGUAUUGUGUGUAAGAUUGGUAAUAAAACGUAUAAAAUAUGUAAAUUUUCAGAUAAAUGAAAAUUCCAUCAAGUGUUGUAUUUUCAGAUGGAAUUAAUUCA